AUGCGGCACGGCCCCGACCUCAACAAUAAUGCACGGUGGCAGCACACACCCAUCCACAAAAAAAAGAAAACAAAACAAAAGAAAAACACGGCGGCAGCGUGUGGCUGUGUGUGUGUGGCGCUGCGGGUGUCUGUCGGCCCUCGACGCAUAAAAACAAAAAAACAAGAGGGAAAGAAAUGUAUGCUCCGCCCCACAGGCCCUCGUCCGCGGCCCCUCUUCAUGCGUGCAGCGGGCGAAGCGCACAGGGCCGUCGUCAUGAGCGUGUCGGUGGGUGUGCGAGUGGAGCAGUUGGGCGGGAAACACACGGCACCCCUCACAGGAAGAGUGCAGAAGAAACAAUUAAAAGAGGGAACAGUAGAAAAGAAACACGUCCAUAUUGAUUGCCCCCAAAAGCAAAAAAAAAAAAGAAUGGAUGGGGGAUGGGAGAUAAAAAGAGAAAACAUUAAAAAACGAAAAAAGAAAAAUACGCACAACAAAAAAAAGUAA
This is a messenger RNA of Trypanosoma cruzi, 486 nucleotides long. RefSeq lists its product as uncharacterized. The record is from RefSeq and is a predicted model, not a curated record. The transcript has a single exon. The coding region runs from base 1 to 486 and encodes 161 amino acids. Lineage: Eukaryota; Euglenozoa; Kinetoplastea; Trypanosomatida; Trypanosomatidae.